This is a messenger RNA of Fulmarus glacialis (Northern fulmar), 1427 nucleotides long. It is a transcript of the gene CHD1L, whose product is annotated as chromodomain helicase DNA binding protein 1-like. The annotation marks the transcript as partial. The record is from RefSeq and is a predicted model, not a curated record. The transcript has 11 exons. Gene Ontology annotation, molecular function: DNA helicase activity; nucleotide binding. Gene Ontology annotation, cellular component: nucleus. Gene Ontology annotation, biological process: chromatin remodeling; DNA repair. Lineage: Eukaryota; Metazoa; Chordata; Aves; Procellariiformes; Procellariidae.
GUGGAGUUGGCAUGAACCUGACAGCAGCAGAUACAGUUAUUUUUACCGAUAGUGAUUUUAACCCGCAAAAUGACUUGCAAGCAAUAGCAAGAGCUCACCGGAUUGGGCAGGACAAGCCUGUAAAAAUUAUCCGCUUGAUUGGGCGAGAUACAAUUGAAGAAAUAAUCUACCGAAGAGCUGCUUCUAAGCUCCGGCUGACAAAUGCCAUUGUAGAAGGGGGUCAGUUUGCUCUGGGAGCACCCAAGCCACAGGGAGCAGUAGAGUUACAGCUGAGUGAAAUCUUGAAAUUUGGCUUGGAUAAAUUGCUCUCCUCUGAGGGGAGUACUAUACAGGAUGUGGAGCUAGAAAACAUCCUUGGAGAGACAAAAGGAGGGAAGUGGGUAAUGGAUGUUGUGCUGCCACGCAAAGAAGAGAGUGAAGAGGAGGAUACAGAGAAUCACAUGUAUGUGUACGAAGGCAAAGAUUACUCAAAAGAACCCAGCAGAGAAGACAAAAAAGCAUUUGAUCAGCUUUUGGAUCUUCAGAAAGCCUUGACUGAAGAGACCAGUAAGGAAGGGAGAGCUCUCCGGAACAAAGCAAACGCCCUUCUCACAGGCCUCCGGGAACAGUCAACCAGGAGGAAGCACUUGUUGAGCGCAGAGGAGCUGGAGGCUAGGAGGAAGAAGCGCCAAGAAGCAGCAGCAAAGAGAGCAAGGCUUAUGGAGGAAAAGAAGGCGGCAAAAGCAGCAGCAGAACACAAGAAAAAGAUGGCCUGGUGGGAGGCAAAUCAUUACAAGUCUACCUGCCUUCCUUCAGAGGAAAGUGACUCUGAGGAAGAGUUUGAGGAGGAUGAGGCUGGGCUGAAUGUGGAUUUAGAUUACAAAGAUGCAGACCUGAACUGUAUCAAGUAUGUCAUGGGAGACGUCACCCAUCCCAAAGCAGAAGAGGAGGAUGCCAUCAUUGUCCACUGCCUAGAUGACUCCGGCCGCUGGGGAAGGGGUGGUUUAUUUACAGCUCUGGAGGCUCGUUCUGAUCAGCCAAAGAAAAUAUAUGAGAUGGCAGGAAAGAUGAAAGACCUGGAGUUAGGAGGAACCCUGUUAUUCCCCAUUGAUGAUAAAAAAUCCAGGAAAAAAGGACAAGACUUGUUGGCCUUGAUUGUAGCUCAGCACCGGGAUCGGUCCAACAACUUGUCUGGCAUUAACCUGUCUGCUUUGGAAAAGGGCCUGAAGAAGAUUUAUUUAGCAGCCAAGAAAAGGAAUGCAACAGUGCAUCUUCCACGUAUUGGGUAUGCAACAAAAGAUUUCAACUGGUAUGGUACCGAGCGGCUCAUCCGAAAAUAUUUGGCAACACGGGGUAUCCCCACUCUAAUAUACUACUUCUCUAGGAAUAAAGGCUCUUCCUCUGCUUCACAACCAUAUUCAUCUUCAAUGACAGUCUCAAAACCAUAA